AUGACCACCUCGUUUGGCGACGUUCAAAUCAUUUUCGGCGACCCGAGACAACCAAAGGCGUUGCCUCUGAGUCAUCCAAAGGCCAGAUUUGGCGAGUUUGGAACUUUGACAAAGGUGUUGCCCAAGGGACACAGGGUCAAGAGUGAUUCGCUUCCCCUGCCUUGCGAUAUCCUAUUUGAGCGAGACAUUCCAGUCAAGCUCCGGGACGGCACUCAAAUAUACGUGGAUGUAUAUCGCCCCCACAAUUCGCCAACCACUUGUCCAGCACUGGUCGCAUGGUCACCAUACGGCAAACAGGGCGGCCGGGGUAACCAGGUUCUGGACGAUUUUCCCUUUCGCAUGGGUGUACCCCAACAUAAGCUUUCAGAAUUACAAAAGUGGGAAGGCCCAGAUCCUGGGUACUGGGUCCAACACGGCUACGCAAUUGUGAACCCGGAUCCACGUGGGGUCGGCAAGAGUUCGGGCAACAUUUACCAGUUUGGGUCCCAGGAGGGUCGAGAUGGUGCCGAUGUUGUCGACUGGAUUGGCGAGCAAGAAUGGUGCUCGGGCAAAGUUGGAUUGAGCGGCAAUUCUUACCUUGCCAUCUCUCAGUGGUAUAUCGCUGCCGAACGACCAAAGCACCUUGCUGCUAUUGCUCCAUGGGAGGGUUUUACCGACCUCUACAAGGAAGGCAACAGGGGUGGUGUGGAGAGUGUUCCUGCAAGUAACUUUACCUUGAAGCUUCUUCAAGUCAACUUUGGCGAACAGUCUUGGGAGAAUACGGUAGCCAUGGGCCUGGAGCACAAGAUACAUGGUCCCUACCAUGAUGACAAGAAAGCUCGAGUAGAGAACAUAAAUGUUCCCGCAUACGUGGUUGCAAGCUGGUCGAACCCGAUUCAUACAUAUGGGACAUUUUGCGGAUAUCACAGGCUCAAGACUGACAAGUGGCUUAGAAUCCACGAUGCAUGGGAAUGGCCAGACUAUUACGAAGACGAAAACAUUGCAGACUUGCAUCGCUUCUUUGAUCGUUUCCUCAAGGGUUUGGAUAACGGCUGGGAACAAACACCCCGUUGUCGCUAUAAAGUUCUUGACACCGCCAUGCCGACUCCUAAACGCAUUUCGUAUUCAGAGUCCAACUCAUUCCCGAUUGAAUCAACAAAGCCAUUGAAACUCUUUCUGAAUGGCAAGAGCCACAAGCUGGACGCAGUAAAACCGGCACCCCAUCAACGGCAGUACGCUGCUUCCACCGAGCACGUCCGAUUCACUUACACUUUUGAAUCCGACACAAUUCUCUGUGGGCCUUUGGAACUAUUUUUAAAAGUUUCUGUCACUGGCAACGACGACUCGGACAUUUUUGUCGCGUGCGCGAAAAUCUGCCCCAGCGGCACGGCGAGGAAACAGCUCGUGGUGCCGUAUGAGAAAUGGUACCAGAGCCGCGUCAUUCGCGGGGCGUACAACCUGGGCCUGGCUCCGGACGCGGGAGCCCUCUUCUACGCCGGGCCCACGGGCCAACUGCGCCUCUCUCGUCGCCAACAGAUGCCUGACCACCAAGUCCCUGGGUUUCCCACGUUUCGUAUGGAUAAGUACGCACCGCUGCCGCCAAACCAAGUGGUGCCCAUCCAGAUUCCCAUGACGCCCAUCGGUAUGCGCUUCUCUCGGGGAGAGACUCUGGAGAUUCGUGUCAGCGGCACAAAUUCCGCAGUCUUUCCGCCCGUGGAUCAGGCCACUCUUGACGUCCAAGGUUUGACCGAUGUGAAUGAACAUGCUGUCAUCACUCUACAUCUUGGUGAGGAAAGUCAUGUUUCAUUGCCCGUGAUACCCUCUGCCUCUUUGGGGUAA
This is a messenger RNA of Pestalotiopsis fici W106-1, 1818 nucleotides long. RefSeq lists its product as uncharacterized. The transcript is spliced from 7 exons. Gene Ontology annotation, molecular function: dipeptidyl-peptidase activity. The coding region runs from base 1 to 1818 and encodes 605 amino acids. Lineage: Eukaryota; Fungi; Ascomycota; Sordariomycetes; Amphisphaeriales; Sporocadaceae. The record is from RefSeq and is a predicted model, not a curated record.